Molecule: messenger RNA, 672 nt
Organism: Panicum virgatum (switchgrass)
Lineage: Eukaryota; Viridiplantae; Streptophyta; Magnoliopsida; Poales; Poaceae
Product: berberine bridge enzyme-like Cyn d 4
Exons: 2
Coding region: 1-672 (223 amino acids)
Molecular function (GO): flavin adenine dinucleotide binding; oxidoreductase activity
Source: RefSeq, a predicted model, not a curated record
AUGGAGAUCCAGAGCUAUAGUGGCGGCUGCUUCCCGGAGGUUGGGAUGAACAGCUCGCACUGCCGGGAGAUGAGUUGGAUCGAGUCCGUGCUCUACGUCUACAUGGGCAGCGGCCAGCCCAUCCCCGUGACGGACCUGCGGAACCGGACCACCUCCAUGGACACCUCCAACAAGGUGACGUCUGACUACGUCCGGCGAGCCAUCCCCCGCGACGUGUGGGCGGAGAUCUUCGGCUGGCUCUCCAAGCCUGACCCGGGGAUCAUGAUCCUAGACCCCUACGGCGGAGCGAUCUACGCUGUGCCAGAGGCGGCGACACUGUUCCCGCACCGCGGCGGCAUGCUGUACAACAUCUAUUACAUGAACUACUGGGCCGUCAGCAGCGACGGGGAGCCGAACGUGAGGUGGAUCAGGGACCUGUACGCGUUCAUGGCGCCAUACGUGAGCAAGAACCCGAGGGAGGCCUACUUCAACUACAGGGACCUCGACCUGGGGAGGAACGUCGUCGUGGGCAACGUCAGCAGCUACGAGGCAGGCAAGGUCUGGGGCGAGAAGUACUUCAAGGGAAACUACGAGAGGCUCGCUCUGGCCAAGGGCAAGAUCGACCCUGACAACUACUUCUGGAACGAGCAGAGCAUCCCGCCACUUGUGCAUGAAUCGAAUUUUCCCUAUUAG